GUAAAAUUGUUACAUACAGCUGGAUAUUUGUCCGCAAUUCAAUUGCCACAACCUGGAAACCAAACAAAUGUUGCAACUGGAACCACAAACCUCACGAUCACUGCAACAGUAACAACUAGUCCGUCUUCAUGUUCAUGGUCAGGAACAGGACUAGCUUCUACAGAAUUUUACUCUGCUACGUUUGGUUGUGAUACAAGCACCACUUCCACACACAAUAUUACAUGCACAGAUUCAGCAGGAGUCAUUAAUACGACUCUUACAUAUCUUACUGCAUUGACAAGCAACACCAACAUUUCCUUAAUUUGUGAUUUAAGUGUUCUUAACUCCUUGUCCAUGAUAAUUAAAGCAUGCCAACCAAACACUACAAGUGGUGUUAUUGCAACCGUCAGUUCUUCACCAUGUGGAUUUGGAUGCGCAGUUCAAUAUUCGUGUGAGCCUGGUCAUACUGGGAACAAUGUUACUGCAACAUGCCAGGAGGAUGCUACAUUUGAUAAUAACCCUGUCUGUGUUCCAAUCACAUGUUCAAAUUCUGAUCUUCUGUGCUCAAACCCUCAGUAUUGUUUUAAUGAAACUGGUUCAACUAAUGCUGGCGCCAAUGUUACAACCCAAUGCAAUACUGGUUAUAGUGGUUCUGUGUCUGCUACGUGUGGUAAUGAUGGUAGUUGGACAAUAACAGCUCAAUCUCCAUGUCCAGCUUUGUGCCCUGUGUCAGAUAUUACAUCCUCACCAGGAAGGUGUACAACUGCUACUGGUGAUAUAUUAGAAGGCCAAAGCAUAACUGUCACUUGUUGCGAUAGUUAUAAAGGAGCUAGCACAAUGGCUAUCUGUACUUCAGACAGAAGUUGGUCUAACCUUCCAACAUGUACAAAACCAGUUACUUGUUCAUUGUCAAAUUUGUCAUCUAUCUCAAACAAUGUUCUGCAGUCAAAUAAUUCCACUCUAAGUGUAAAUGAAACAAAGAUAAUCAGUUGUGCAGCAGAAUACUCUGGGAGUGGUGCAACAGCAUCUUGUAGUGAUAAUGGAACGUUAACUCUCACUGAUACAAAUUGCACCAAAACACCAACACCAGCUGAUACAACAGCAAUGACCACUGAUGAAAGUGUAACGAGCACCGCAAGCACCACAAGCACCAUUCGAAACGAUUCAAAUGGCGGUCCGACACCAUCAACAUUAAGUACAGGAGCAAUAAUUGGCAUUGUUAUUGGAUGCUUAGUUGCCGCUGCACUCAUCACAUUUGUCCUGAUUGCUAUCUUUUGUACGGAGAUCUGCUGUUGUACUUUUUCAAUACUUUGCUUGUCUUGGGGAACAAAAAAGCCAGAUCCAGAGCCAGAUAUAACCAUUCCAGAGUUGAAAAAGAAUACACAGCCGGACGGUCCUAAUGGCGAGGGUGUUGAACCUUGAAAAUUAUGCAAGAAGUUUGUUUAGUUUCAAAUUCGUAGCAGUUUCUUUGGUUUAUAAUUUUGAUUUGAAUAUUCUUCGCAUGUUCCAGGUUUUAAUUUUAUCUGUUUGUUUGUUCGUGUUUUAAAUUGUUUGUAUAAAUUGAGUCUUUAAGACAACUAUUUUAUUUUAAUUAAAGUUUGAGAAACAUAUUCAAUAUUCUGUGUAGCUCAGUUAACUUCUUAUGUACAUAUGGUUCAUUAAACAAUGUAAUUGUAUUAUUACUGAUUUUGUAUUUGUUCCUAGUAGAUGUUUGCAUGAUUUUAUUGUACUAGAAACACCAACAAUAGUAAAGCAUGUUAUAUAUUUAAAAUAAUAUAAACCCCCCAAAUAAUUAUAUUUAUAUUUACUGUACCUUGCACGCCUAUCUUUAUAAAUGUGUAAACAAGAAAAAAUUCAUCAAAUACCUUAAUAAUUAUGCAAAUUAACCUUGUUUCGUCACAUUUACAAUAAGUUUUUUUUUUAAAUUGUG
Molecule: messenger RNA, 1909 nt
Organism: Ciona intestinalis (vase tunicate)
Lineage: Eukaryota; Metazoa; Chordata; Ascidiacea; Phlebobranchia; Cionidae
Source: RefSeq, a predicted model, not a curated record